Closterium sp. Naga37s-1 is the source of this 969-nucleotide messenger RNA. The record is from the annotation of a GenBank genome assembly. NCBI's taxonomy places the organism in Eukaryota, Viridiplantae, Streptophyta, Zygnematophyceae, Desmidiales, Closteriaceae.
AUGCCUCCUAAGUGGGGUUCUGCCGGGGCAGCAGCGGCGAACACGAGCUUGGUGCUGCUGCUGUACAUCACGCCUAGCGCACCGGGCAGCAGCAUCUUCGUGCAGGUGAACCUGUUCCCCUUCCUGCAGAGGAAGGCCGCGGCAAACACGAGCUUGGUGCUGCUGCUGUACAUCACGCCCAGCGCACCGGGCAGCAGCAUCGUCGUGCAUGUGAACCUGUUCCCCUUCCUGCAGAGGAAGGCCGCGGCGAACACGAGCUUGGUGCUGCUGCUGUACAUCACGCCCAGCGCGCCGGGCAGCAGCAUCGUCGUGCAGGUGAACCUGGUCAGGCCCGGCGACGGCAAGAAGCUGCCCUCCAUGCCGCGCUGGCUGCGGCACAUCGGCCUGCACCAGAUAUACGAUGGCGAUUCCUACUUCCUGCACUGCCAGGAGCGAGUGCUGCAGGAGAGGGAGCAGCAGAUGGAGGAGGCGCGGGCGAGCAAGGGCGGGGCACAGCAGGGGGGAGGUGCGGCGGAGGGUGGGCGAAGUGAAGCGGGGGGCGCAGGGGUUGUGAGGGGGAGCGCGUGGAGGGCGUUUUACAUGCCCACCAACGCUGACCUCCCUGUGGUUGCCUUCCGGCAAUGGCUCUCCAAAUAUGCAGGUGGAGCCGUGGAGUACCCGCCGGCCUUCUCAGAUGUGUCGCUGCCCCCCCAGCCGGCCGCCAAGGAGGUGGUGUUGGAGCGCAUGGCCUCGCACACCGCCCACUGCACAUCCUGCUCCGCCACCUUCGCCAACCUGCAGCGCCUCCAGCUGCUGCUGCCCGCCGUCUCGUUGCUCUCCGCUGCUGCUGCUGCUGCCGCCUCCACCUCCCUGCGUGCUCGUGUGCCGCUUGCUCUGCUGGCUGUGGCCGCCGCUGCUGCUGCCUGGAAGGUGCAGGAGUUUGCCAAGGAGUUUGUGUACGCAGGAUGGGACCAUGCGAGAAAGGACUGA